This is a messenger RNA of Closterium sp. Naga37s-1, 2610 nucleotides long. The record is from the annotation of a GenBank genome assembly. Lineage: Eukaryota; Viridiplantae; Streptophyta; Zygnematophyceae; Desmidiales; Closteriaceae.
AUGUCGGGCGGCUUUAUCCGCGAGGCCGUUCUCUCGCACUGCCAGCCGCACGUGCCGGAAUUGUCGUCUUCUGACGGCGCUGCCACCCCGCUCCCCGCCGUCCCCUUCCUCCUCUCCUCCAACUCCGUCAUUCGCGGCAAAUGGCGCUACCAAGACUCUCCCGCCGCCGCCGCCGCCGCCGCCGUCGCCGUCGCCGUCGCCGACGGAAACGACACUUCAUCGUCGCCGGCAGCAGCAGACGGCUCGGCGGCAGGAUCAGCCGGCCAGCCGGCAGUCCGGCACAAGGUCCUGACGACCGACUCGGGCGCGUUCGAUUUCUGGACGGAGCACGUGGUUCCGACGGAAAACGGCACGCUGGACGUGGGCGCGCUCGUUUAUAUCACAUCGCAGACGGAAUGGGCGGAGAGUUACAUGGGGACGGUGGUGGUGCGCGCGGAGGGGUAUUUUUCGAUGCGCGCGGGGGUGCUGUGCAUGGUGGGGUGCCAGAGCCGGUUGGGGGGAGGCGGGGGGGGAGGGGAGGGGGAGGAGUCCGCGGAGGCGGAAGAUCCGUACGCGGAUCCGCGGAGGUGCAACAUGCUGAUUGUGUUGAAAUUCAAGGCGAAGAACGAGGCGAAGAACGAGGUAUGUGAUGUGCGUGGUGGGUCGCGAUGCCUGGUGGUGAGAUGCGGUGCUAGGCGGAGUGGCGGAAGAACGCCCAAGAGCAGGCGGAGGAGCGCCUGGAGCGGAUUGCAGUGUGGCUUCCUGAGGGCUUCGCCUGGUAUUCUCCCUCCCCCUUGCCCCUCCAUCUCUCUAUGUCUCUUUCCGCCCAUUCCCCCCCCACACCGCCAGGCGGAGUGGCGGAAGAACGCCCAGGAGCAAGCAGUGGAGCGGUUGGAGCGGAUCGCAGUGGCCAAGUUCGGGGUCAACGGGGAGGGGCAGAGCAACGCCGCUGCUGCUGCUGCUGCUGCUGCUGGCAGCAACGGUGGAGGGGAAGGAGGACAGGGAGAAGCAGGAGCAGCAGGAGGAGGAGCAGGAGCAGCAGCGGCGGCAGGAGCAGCGGCAGGAGUGGGGGUGAUAGACCCACACACUCUGAAGGAACGCACGGAUAUCACAAAGGCGGAUCUGCUGGACGAGUUGGGAUCCGAGGUGGAUGAUACUAGCAUUGUCGCUGACGUGCUUGUAAUGGAGGGCACUGUAACGAGUACAAUACCCGCGGAGCAGGCGGGGGAGGGGAGUGAGUUCUUUGGGCCGCUGACGGUGGCGGGGGAGACGGAAUCACUCACACAGCAGGCAGAGCUCUUCGACUGGGACAUGGUCGUCUCUGCUGUGCUCUCCGCCUUCCAAGCACUGGCAGUGUUUUCUCAGGUCUUACAUGUCCGUUCACACCCCCACGCGCACUUCACCUCGCUCACAAUGAUUGCAACCCAGAUCAUCGUAUUCGCUUCCUUCUGGCUGCGAGACCUCUACUACCCGCUCUCCUUCCUCUCCUCAGACGUCCUCUCCUACCUCCUCACGCAACUCGCCACCCUCCCCCACGCCAUCGAGUUCCUCACCCUCCUCCUCUACGUCCUCCUCUUUGUCUCUGUCGAAAGGAAGCGGAAACGGGCCGCAUCCGCGUAUGCAGCAGCAGCUAGCGGUCUCCCUGUUAGCCCCUCUUCCUCCGCUGCUAUUUACGCCUCUCGGCCCGCCUUCUCGCCCUCCUCCCCCUCUUCCGCCUCCUCCCGCUCCCCUUCCUCCUCCUCCUCCUCCUUUUCCAUCUCUUCUGCUUCCUCUCAUCCCGGCCGAACUGCACCGAAAAGCACUCCACCUAGAAUCACCGCUCCUCCGGGUGAAACCUUUGGAACCCACACCACCACCACGCACCACUCACAGCAGCAGCCGGUGCAGUUGCUACCUCCCCCGAGUGACGCCUACGUGGCGCUGACGAUCAUGGGCAUGGUGGGGGUGGGCGGCGGCAUUCUCUACGUGUGGGACGCUACAGACGUGCUGCUACAGCUCGCCCACUUCCUCUUCCUGCUGCCGCAGUCCAUCGCCUUUGCCAUCUGGCAACCCCCACUCGCUGCCUGCCGUGGUGUGACCCUCAAGUUUGCUGUCGGCAACUGGGCCGCUCAGUCCAUCUGGCUUCUCUUUCACUGCUGGCUCCCUCGACUACUCGAGUACGACGCACUCUUCCCCUUCCCCACGCCUGCUAACUCUAGUCCCCCCUCCCCUCCCCCUGCGCAUGCCACUCUUUCUCCCUUUUCUCCCAGUCCAUCUGGCUUGUCUUUGACUGCUGGCAGCCCAGGUUGCUCGGAUACGACGCGCUCUUCCCCUUCCCCCACGCCUACUAACUCUACCCCCCACCCCAACCCCCCUCUCCCCCGGCGCAUGCCACUCUUUCUCUUUCCCCCCCAGUCCAUCUGGCUUGUAUUUGACUGCUGGCGGCCCCGCCUCCUCGGAUACGACGCGCUCUUCCCCUUCCCCCACGCCUACUUCUGGCCCUUCUUCAUCAUCAUGACGUGGCACCUAGCUGUCUUCCUCACGCAGUGGAAGUUCGGACCCCUGUGUGUGACAAACACCUCGUUACACGGUUACGCGGCUGUCCCGUCGUCCAACGCGGAGGUAGACGGGGUGGGCAAUGGAGCGGUGUAG